This is a messenger RNA of Annulohypoxylon truncatum, 502 nucleotides long. RefSeq lists its product as uncharacterized. NCBI's taxonomy places the organism in Eukaryota, Fungi, Ascomycota, Sordariomycetes, Xylariales, Hypoxylaceae. The coding region runs from base 52 to 363 and encodes 103 amino acids. The record is from RefSeq and is a predicted model, not a curated record. The transcript has a single exon.
GGACUGGACCAAGGUCGCCGCAAGAUCUUGGCAGUGACGCACUGGUACCCAAUGGAGAAGAAGAACUCAUUUACAAUUCAUAGAUUUCGGAGCAUUAAAUACUUACUACGCCUAAUCGGAUACCUCGGCCUUCUUAGCGCGAACUACCAUAGCCAGCUGCAUAGCCUACCUAGUGUACACAAUACUAUUACAGCCUUCAUCUUCCCGGCAGCCCGGAUAGGCACUUACUACUGCUGCCGCUGCUGUUACUUCGUGCCCGAAAUGGCUGGGUUGUGGAGAACUAGAAAGCUCUCCAGCGCAUACGUAGGCUGCCUGUGCCACUGCCUACACCUGCGCCAGCGACAGGCACACGCCUUUAUGUAACAAUGCAUCGCCAAGACAACCACUGCCAAUACGUGGCUGAGGGAUGAUUGGGGGAGGCCGCCAAUGGGAGAUCCCGAAACUUACCUAGCAGCCUGGCUAUUAGACGUGUGCUUUACCUACUAGGCAUUCAAUCCUCAGU